This is a messenger RNA of Mirounga angustirostris (Northern elephant seal), 2052 nucleotides long. RefSeq names its product phosphoribosyl pyrophosphate synthetase 1 (gene PRPS1). The record is from RefSeq and is a predicted model, not a curated record. Gene Ontology annotation, molecular function: magnesium ion binding; ATP binding; ribose phosphate diphosphokinase activity. Lineage: Eukaryota; Metazoa; Chordata; Mammalia; Carnivora; Phocidae. The transcript is spliced from 7 exons. The coding region runs from base 164 to 1120 and encodes 318 amino acids. Gene Ontology annotation, cellular component: ribose phosphate diphosphokinase complex; cytoplasm. Gene Ontology annotation, biological process: 5-phosphoribose 1-diphosphate biosynthetic process; purine nucleotide biosynthetic process; ribonucleoside monophosphate biosynthetic process.
CUCCCCGGCGCGGGGCAAUUUAGAGCCGCACGCCGGGCGGGAAUGCAAGAUGGCGGAGUAGCAACGCGAAGCGGUCAGCACCGAGUCUCUUGGCCGACUUCGGGUCCCGUCUCGGCAGCCGCAGUGAUCGCUGAGCGGAGAGUGCCUAGGGUAGUGAGCCAAGAUGCCGAAUAUUAAAAUCUUCAGCGGCAGCUCCCACCAGGACUUAUCCCAGAAAAUUGCUGACCGCCUGGGCCUGGAGCUAGGCAAGGUGGUGACUAAGAAAUUCAGCAAUCAAGAGACCUGUGUGGAGAUUGGAGAAAGCGUACGUGGAGAGGAUGUCUACAUUGUUCAGAGUGGUUGUGGCGAAAUCAAUGACAAUCUAAUGGAGCUUUUGAUCAUGAUUAAUGCCUGCAAGAUUGCCUCAGCCAGCCGGGUUACUGCAGUCAUCCCAUGCUUCCCUUAUGCCCGACAGGAUAAGAAGGAUAAGAGCCGGGCUCCAAUCUCAGCCAAGCUGGUGGCAAAUAUGCUCUCUGUAGCAGGUGCGGAUCAUAUUAUCACCAUGGACCUGCAUGCUUCUCAGAUUCAGGGCUUUUUUGAUAUCCCAGUGGACAAUUUGUAUGCAGAGCCAGCUGUGCUGAAGUGGAUAAGGGAGAACAUCUCUGAGUGGAGGAACUGUACGAUUGUCUCACCUGAUGCUGGUGGAGCGAAGAGAGUGACCUCCAUUGCGGACCGGUUGAACGUGGACUUCGCUCUGAUUCACAAAGAGCGGAAGAAGGCCAACGAAGUAGACCGCAUGGUGCUGGUGGGAGACGUGAAGGACCGGGUGGCCAUCCUGGUGGACGACAUGGCUGACACGUGUGGCACAAUCUGCCAUGCGGCCGACAAACUUCUCUCAGCUGGAGCCACCAGAGUUUAUGCAAUCUUGACUCAUGGAAUCUUUUCUGGCCCGGCCAUUUCCCGCAUUAACAACGCAUGCUUUGAAGCAGUAGUAGUCACCAAUACCAUACCUCAGGAGGAUAAGAUGAAGCAUUGCUCCAAAAUACAGGUGAUCGACAUCUCCAUGAUCCUGGCAGAAGCCAUCAGGAGGACUCACAACGGGGAGUCAGUUUCCUACCUGUUCAGCCACGUCCCUUUAUAAUAGAGUAACUGCUGAGGCUUUUUACGAAGAAAGUGAACCCCGCCCCCUUGUUUUCCCUUGGUGUUUGAUGACAAAUUGCGCAGAAGGCCCAGCUUGUCUCUGGCGAAGCUUUCUCCACCCCUCAUCGGGUAUAUUAGCAUUUCUCCUAAAUGUAGAGAAAGACGGAUUGAGAUGAACUGCUGAGCUGCGCACAGCAAGAGUUCAGGCUUUGGAGGGUGUUGUGUCGGGGUGUGAAUGUGUGGGGGGGGGCGGGGGGGGGAAGCGCAGACUACUUUGCAUGUGAAUACUUCAGGGUUUCCUUGGUUCAGAACUACUGGCCACAAAGCCGCCCCAGUUCCCCCACCCCCACCCCCAACCUGUGACAGGCUCUCAAAAGUCUCUGCGAAAUGACAGCAAGAACCCUAGGCCACCCCAGCCCAGCUCGGGCCGCGGAGUCCUGUAAAGCUGCAGCUCUCUGGAGGGGGUGGGGGUACCCGGGAUGGGGGCGGGGAGGCAGCACACAGGGCAGUGAAUGCUUCUUGGGAGGAAAAAGCCUGAUCCUUCACCCCCUGCUUGGGGAUUGUGUCACUGGGAUUCUCCUUUGUACCCGUUCCUUUCCAUUUGGCUUGACCUUCAGCCAUCUUGCCCUUCCCCUGGCCAGAUGUCCUCUGGGGUGCAAGUGUUCCUCGUACCAGUCUUCUGGAAAGCAAAGUCGCUUCCUGCUACGUCAUCUCUUAACACUGACACAGGAUUAUUUUUGCCGUAGCGUAAUCUUCCUUAGCCCGCUACCGCUGUGGUAGUAGGUGUUAGGUGGGGUCGUAGUGCCUUUUGAUUAAUUUAAAUAUUUCAUCUUCCUUCCAUCUCUUUGGCCUCUCCAGUGACCUGCAAUUUCUGUUAAAAAGACUGAUGUUGCUGUCUCUCAUAGAGGAAACUAAUAAAGUGUCUGUGUGUGA